AUGUUCACUCUCAGCCAGCUUUCCGUCUUCACCUUCCUCCUGUCUCUGUUCGCGGUCGUCAGUGCUCUCCCGCUUGCGCUUCGCGAUGUUUUCGUGCCUCCAGUCACCUACCCUCACGCGGGCACGGUCUGGAAGGUCGGCCAACACCACAACGUCACUUGGGACACCACGAACGCCCCCGUGAACAUCACCAACAAGGUUGGGAUGAUUGUGCUCGCCAAGGGUGGCCUCCUUCAAGAUCUCUCCAACCCCUUGGCCAAAAACUUCAGCAUCUUGGAGGGCCGCCAUGAGAUCCAAGUCCCUAAUGUAGCCCCCGGCGACGACUACACCAUCGUCCUGUUCGGCGACUCUGGGAACGACAGCCCCACCUUCACCAUCACCGCCUAA
Molecule: messenger RNA, 387 nt
Organism: Trametes versicolor FP-101664 SS1
Lineage: Eukaryota; Fungi; Basidiomycota; Agaricomycetes; Polyporales; Polyporaceae
Exons: 4
Coding region: 1-387 (128 amino acids)
Source: RefSeq, a predicted model, not a curated record